This is a messenger RNA of Aethina tumida (small hive beetle), 1290 nucleotides long. RefSeq names its product checkpoint protein HUS1 (gene Hus1-like). The coding region runs from base 387 to 1259 and encodes 290 amino acids. Gene Ontology annotation, cellular component: site of double-strand break; nucleolus; checkpoint clamp complex. Gene Ontology annotation, biological process: double-strand break repair via homologous recombination; mitotic intra-S DNA damage checkpoint signaling; telomere maintenance. NCBI's taxonomy places the organism in Eukaryota, Metazoa, Arthropoda, Insecta, Coleoptera, Nitidulidae. The transcript has 4 exons. The record is from RefSeq and is a predicted model, not a curated record.
UCCUUUUCAUUUAUCAUAUUCUCUUAAUAUGUAGGCGUCUCUGUCGUAGGCACAAAACUACAAAAUUGUAGUUUAGUGCAAACACUAUUUUGAAUUUCUAAUUUUUUAAAGUGACAACGUUGCGUAUAAUAAUCGCAUGUUUGAAUUUGGAAGCAUGCGCACAAAUAAACUCUUGCUUAUGUCCUUCUUAACUUCUUAGAGAACAUUGCCUGUAAUUUUUAUGAAAUUGCCAGAGAUUUCUUCAUCUACAUGAUUUACUGUAAAAAAGGAAAAAGUGAUUUCGUCUACAGAGAUUUAUAUCUGUGAUGGUCAACAUCAAAAUCAAUUAUAUUUCUCUCUUUUUAAUAUGUUUUUGAUGUCUCCACGAUUGUUAAUGGUAAUUAAUCAUGAAAUUCCGAGCUUUAAUUCUGGAACAACCGGCCAUGAGAGACUUUCUGACUGUGGCGAUCAGUUUAUCCAAGUUCUCGAAAGAAUGUGUUAUGAGACUUACACAAAGAAGACUCUACUUCAUAAUAUCAGAAGAUGAUUUUGGACCUCGGAAGCCACUGGUAUGGUGUGAGCUGCCAAUUCAUUUUUAUUUUAAUGAAUAUAAUGUUGUUGGUGUAAAUGAUGAAUACAAUGAAAUAUACUUGGAGUUCUCAACAAGUUUACUUUCUAAUUCCCUAUCGGUGCUAAAGCAGAAUUGUAAAUCAUUAAAACUCAAAUUAACAAAUAAAGAAUCUCCUUGCUUAACCCUAGAAAUUGAUUUGUUGGCCACUGAAAUGAUCAACAGACACUGUGUUUAUGAUAUACCUGUUGAAGUUAUUGGUAGAAAACACUGGUCUAGUUACAAACAACCUCAAUACGAUGAUUUCCAUGUUACAAUAGAGAUGCCUUGCAUGAAGUCGAUUAAGAAUAUCGUUGAAAGAAUGAAGAGCAUUAGUCAGUCAAUUACUGUGAGUGCUAAUAAAAGUGGACGGUUGACACUACAAAUAUUAACAACUGCUGUGACAUUAUCAGCACACUUUCCGGAUCUAAGUGUACAAAGUUUUGCUGGUGGCCACGUUGUUACUCACCACACCAAUAACGAUGAAGAUGAAGAAAACGAGGUUGUGUGCUGUACAAUCGAUAUUAAAAAGUUUCUCAUGUUCUUAACAGGAAUGCAACUAAAUAAUUGCAGGGCAAUAUGUAGCAUCGUUCACGAAAAAAUGGUGAAAUUGCGAAUGGAGCAGCCUGGAGCAAUGAUUUUAGAAAUAUAUUUACCUGAAAUGUCUCUGUGAUCCUUUUCUUAAAAUAAAACAUGUUUUUUAA